This is a messenger RNA of Cotesia congregata, 357 nucleotides long. NCBI's taxonomy places the organism in Eukaryota, Metazoa, Arthropoda, Insecta, Hymenoptera, Braconidae. The record is from the annotation of a GenBank genome assembly.
AUCUUUCAACCUCCGGUCGCUAUGCAGAAAAUAUUGGGGAAGAUGAUCCAGUUGGUGAUUAUUAUUUGGGUCGUAGUAUCCAGCUGUCAGGCUGCAGACAACGAUAAACUCUCGCAGUGGUCGUUCGAGGAAAUCGGCUGCGAAGGGUUCUACGAUAAAAAAAUGUUCGAGAGUCUAGAUAAUGUCUGUCAAGAGUGUCAUGGGUUGUACCAAGAAGCUAUCGUUUAUAAUACUUGCAGACAAAGUUGCUUCACGUCAGAAUAUUUCCGGGAUUGUUUGGAAACUUUGACUUCCCACACAAAAAACGAAAUAAGUGCGUUUAAAAUUAUGAUUAAACGAUUGCAAGGUUUUGAAUAA